AUGAAGAUCAGAGUGGUUCAGAUUUGGGGAUUCUUGAUGACCGUGUUGGGCUGGAUCUUUGUGGCCUGCACUAUGGCCAUGGAGGGCUGGAAGAUCUCUCCCGUUGGCGGUAUGGGGGGCUCAUCCAUCAUCAAGGUGGCCUGGCACUGGUCCAGCUUGUGGAAAUCUUGUUUUACAGAUUCAACCGCUGUCACCAAUUGCUACAAUUUCCCCGUGCUCUGGUCUGUGGAGGGCCACAUUCAAAUAGUGCGAGGCCUGCUGAUGGGAGCUCUUUCCGUGGGCAUGUUGGGGUUUAUACUCAGUCUGUUGGGGAUGGAAUGCACCUACAUUGGUGGGAAAGACCAGUCAAAGUACAAGAAGAUCUAUACAGGUGGAUGUUGUCACAUCCUCAGUGGUGCACUGUCCACAUCAGGAUAUGCUGUUUAUGCUCAGUAUGUCUCAGAAGAAUACUUUAACCCUAACUUCAAUGGACUGAAGUAUAACCUCGGCACUCCCAUCUUCCUUGGUUGGGUGGGCUCAGCCUUUCACAUGGCCGGAGGUGUUUUCUAUCUAUGGUCAGUGUGUACACCAUUCUGUGGAGAAAACCAAACCGUUAUCAAUGUUCAAGCACAACUGGACCCAGAAGAAAACAAGCCGACUGAAGUCCCUUCAGACAAAUCAGAGAAGACCUCUAAAACCAAAAUGUCUUCCAUCUCCGAGCUGUCGUCCAGAUCUGAGUGCUCAGACGUCCAGCCUCUCAACUUCAUCGGAAUCGCAGAGCAACAGCUACAGCAGGCGUACCGUGUCCUCGCUGUCAGACAGUUUGACUGGUGA
Nematolebias whitei (Rio pearlfish) is the source of this 813-nucleotide messenger RNA. RefSeq names its product claudin 10e (gene cldn10e). The record is from RefSeq and is a predicted model, not a curated record. Gene Ontology annotation, molecular function: structural molecule activity. Gene Ontology annotation, cellular component: bicellular tight junction; plasma membrane. The transcript has 6 exons. Bases 1 to 813 code for a protein of 270 amino acids. Lineage: Eukaryota; Metazoa; Chordata; Actinopteri; Cyprinodontiformes; Rivulidae. Gene Ontology annotation, biological process: cell adhesion; bicellular tight junction assembly.